Sebastes umbrosus (honeycomb rockfish) is the source of this 1702-nucleotide messenger RNA. RefSeq names its product P2Y purinoceptor 1-like. Gene Ontology annotation, cellular component: membrane. NCBI's taxonomy places the organism in Eukaryota, Metazoa, Chordata, Actinopteri, Perciformes, Sebastidae. The transcript has a single exon. The coding region runs from base 29 to 1015 and encodes 328 amino acids. Gene Ontology annotation, molecular function: neuropeptide receptor activity. The record is from RefSeq and is a predicted model, not a curated record. Gene Ontology annotation, biological process: G protein-coupled receptor signaling pathway.
AGGAACUAACUGCUUUCCAGAAGACAGAAUGAAUAAAUCCUCUUGUCCUCGUGUUGACUUUGACUUUGCAGGCAGAUUUCUGCCUCCUGUUUUCAUUUUAGUCUUCAUCAUUGGUCUGGUAGCCAAUGGAUGGGGAUUGAAGUCUUUGCUGCAAAACUGGAAGAAGCUAAAGAUCAUCAAUGUUUUUGUUCUCAACCUUGGACUAGCAGAUAUUCUGUAUCUCUUAACACUCCCAUUUUUGAUGGUGUACUACAUUAAGACAGAGAAUUGGAUCUUUGGAGAUACAUUCUGCAAGAUAACAAGAUUCUGCUUCAAUCUGAAUUUAUAUGGCAGCAUCGGGUUCCUGACUUGUAUAAGUGUGUACAGGUACAUGGCUAUUGUCCAUCCAGUGAGAAUGAUGGGAAGAUCAACUCUGACUCACUCUGUGGGGAUCUCAGUCAUGGUUUGGUUCUUUGUGAGUGUUCAAAGUCUUCCAGACAUGUUCUACAGCAAGACAUUUGGAAACAAGCCUGGGAAAUGUUAUGAUACCACCAGUAAAAUCUAUGUUGAGGAUUACCUGAAAUACAGCCUUGGAUGGACACUCACUGGGUUUUGCAUCCCAUUCCUCAUCACACUGGGCUGCUAUGGACAUGUGAUUGUCGUUCUCUGCCGCACAAAUGCCACUGACACGGUACUGAAACAGAGAAGCUUGAAGUUGUUGCUCAUCUUGAUUCUUCUCUUCUCUGUUUGCUACAUCCCCUAUCAUGUACUGAAGAACCUCAAUCUCUGGUCAAGAGUUCUGUCCAAACAGAUGAUAUGCCUUGAAUGGUCCAAUGGAGUCUACAUUGCUAAACAGAUAAGUCGUGGCCUUGUGUGUCUGAACAGUGCUCUCAACCCUCUGGUUUACCUCCAUGGAAGUGAAGAUAUUCCUGCUCAGCUCGGACUACUACUCCAGCGAGCUCGUCGGAUGUCCAGCCGUCUGUCUCCGUCAAGCUCUGCUAGUGUGGCCAUGGCUCAGAUCACAGAUGAAGCUUAACACAAGAACAACGUGUGUAACAGUAAAAUAUUAAACAUUAUACUGUAUAAUAUCUGUAUAUGUAUAAUUGUCUUUCUAAUACUAAUUGCCAGAUCUACAGUAUAUUAAGUUGCGUUAUGCGGUUUCGAAGGAGGAAAUACUUCUUGUUUUUGAAUAAGGCUAUUAGUAUCGCUAUGUUAAUUGUUUUAUAUAAUUGUGUUGCUACCCUUGUCUUUUGUUACAGAUGGUUCUGCUUGAUCAUGAAACUCCAUAUGGAAAUGUGUUAUUUGUUUUUUAGAACUGCAUUUAAUUGUUUGUUAGACCACCACAGGUCAGUCGUGGGUAAUGUGACGUCAUCAUUUUAGUGUGACCGCCAACUUUGGGUCAACUUGGGCUACUUCAGUUCUUCCUUUAAUCAAAAAAGGAGGAACCACGGAGAUAUAGAAAUAUUAUGCAUCUGCCUGUUGUAUAAAAAAACACACAAUAUUUUGUUAGAUUUUUCACUGUGUAUGAGAUCCUUACUUCCUAUAGCUCUUACACUUCAGUGAGUCUAACAACCUGUCUAUAAUUAUGUGUCUUCUGCUGGUACAAUCCAGCGUUUCUGAAGAAUCUUAAGCACUGACGCCAGAAAGUUCAACUUUGGAAUUGGUUGUUGACCCUGAAGUUUAUCUCUGUUGAUGAAAACCCUGUUGGUGGUUGUCAGAUGUG